Vitrella brassicaformis is the source of this 1145-nucleotide messenger RNA. Lineage: Eukaryota; Vitrellaceae. The record is from the annotation of a GenBank genome assembly.
GGCGAUCGCAACUCCCCCUAUCUCUCUCAACUCACUGGCCAUGGAUGUACGCAUCCUUCCCGCUUCAUCGGCUGCCAGGCAACCUGAGCGGAGGAGUCAAGGAUGAGAAUUCUGUCAAGGGAGCGUGUUCUGGGGUGCGUGAUCCUGUUGAGCCUCAUGAGGAGGGCCGUCGUUGUCAGCGCCGGUGGAUCGGCGCCGCCCGCGGCCACCGCAGCGACAGAUGACGACGCGCCAAACAGACGGGUCAGUCAGCACAAACACGGGAAUAUGGAAAGCCACGCACGGCCUCAUUGUCUGUCUGUCGUGCUUGUCUGUGUGCGUCUGUUGGUAACAGAUCCGCGGCCAGUUGAGGUCUGCUGCGGGUGCGGACGACCCCUCCGACUCAUCGGGCAGGAAGCGAGACUUGUUCACAGACGACUAUGGGUUUGAUGAUGACGAGUUUGAUGAUGAUGAUGAUGACGAUGAUGAUGACGAAUACACGGACGACCGCGGAACACGGCGGGAGGGAAUCGGCGGGGGGCGUGACAGGCGGCUGUCGCCAUUCGGGGGCGACGACACUUUCGACAGAGCCGAGUACGCCCGACGGCCCGUUUGAUGAUGGCAGACCGCGUCGCCGUCGCAAUGAGCCCUACAGGGCCGUGACAGCGACGGCGACGGCAGUGCAGGUGUUGGUCGAGUUUCGUUUCUUGUGUUCGUACUCUCGAGACUCGGGCGGGUGUGUGUGUUGUUUGCCCGACGAUGCACUUUUUAUUGCAUGCCAUUGAUGCACUCUCUCGCUCACUCACUCACGUGUUCAUCGACUGACUCAUCCUUUCAAUUGCUCGUCUCUCCGCCUGUGUAUUUUUCCGCCUGUUCAUACGCGUGUCGCGGCCGGGUCAGUCUCUCUCUCUCUCUCCCCCUCUCUGUGUAUGUCCAUCUCUAUCUCUGUGUAUCUCUGUCUGUGUGUCUCCCUCUUUUCCCUCUUUCUGGUUUCUGACUGACUCUGCGGAUGCAGCUGUGUUGUGCAGGCCUGUCUUGCCUCCUUCCUUCCGUGAGUGUGGGAGUUGAUUGAUUCGACCUGUCCGUAUCGUGGUGCGGUGCGGUGCGCUAUCUCGCUGGGUACAUGUACAUAAGAUACACACAUAUACAGCCGGGGUAGGUGAGAG